Messenger RNA from Ctenocephalides felis (cat flea), 2625 nucleotides. Its product is annotated as rhophilin-2-like. Gene Ontology annotation, biological process: signal transduction; negative regulation of stress fiber assembly. The transcript is spliced from 14 exons. The record is from RefSeq and is a predicted model, not a curated record. NCBI's taxonomy places the organism in Eukaryota, Metazoa, Arthropoda, Insecta, Siphonaptera, Pulicidae. The coding region runs from base 621 to 2564 and encodes 647 amino acids. Gene Ontology annotation, molecular function: protein binding.
GGACUGAAAAUGUUGACAUUUAUAAAUGUUUAGUGUUAAAAAUCGUAUAAGAAUUAAUUAAAAAAGCUUUGUUGUGAGUUCUUGUAAAUAUAUGUAAUUCGAUCAAGAUUUGUCAUUUCCGAAAUAUCAUUGCUGUAAGUUUUUCCGAGUGAGUCAACCUGUUCGAAUUACCUGACAGAGGUAGGGCGACAUGCCGAAACAAUACAAAGCCAUGCGGCUUACGAAUCAGUAUUGCUCGGGCAGUGAUAAGGUACGGACGGUAUCGUACGUAAAAAAAAUUAUAAUAACGAUAGUAAUAUAUAUAUUACAUCUUAAUACUUAAGUUCAUUAAUAUUUCACUAGCAUUUAAAUAUUUUUACCAUUAUGAUCUACAAAUUUUACUAGUGAUUCUAUUUAUUUUUUAUCCUAACUGUUGUUUUAUCUUCGAACUGAUAAGGUUUAAAAGUGUAUUAUUCUGCGCAUGAGAAUAUUCGAUUUACACGGUAGAAACUGAUUAUUGUUAAGUGUUUUAUUUUUAAGUGAACAUUGAAAUAUUGUAGUGUCCAAGGAAUGCAAUUCGUGGAUUUUUAAUGCUGGUCAUUAGGAAAUUUAUUUGGAAGUGAUUAUAAAAGUUGUGCAAUAUGAUGGAUGAUUUAUCUUCGUAUCCACAAUUUAUAAGGGGCUCGGACCCGCGCGCUGCAACGUGCCGCGGGAAGUUGCAGUCCAGAAGAUGCAAGCUCAACCAAGAAAUCAACAAAGAACUGCGCCUGCGGGCAGGAGCAGAAAAUUUAUACAAGGCCACAACAAAUCGAAAAUUACGAGACACAGUUGCACUGGAGUUAAGUUUCGUUAACUCCAACUUGCAGUUGUUAAAGGAGCAAUUAGCUGAAUUAAAUUCUUCCGUAGAAAUAUACCAAAAUGAUAGUCAACAAGUCGCAGUGCCCAUGAUACCUUUGGGUCUUAAAGAAACAAAAGAGGUCGAUUUUCGUGAACCUUUUACGGAUUUUAUAUUAGAACAUUAUAGUGAAGAUGCUUCUAUCUACCAAGAUGCCAUAGCUGAUCUUAUGGAUACAAGACAGGCGAUCAGGACACCAGCACGAGACUCAUCAGGAGCCGCGUUGCUCUUUAGGUAUUACAAUAUGCUAUAUUUUGUUGAGAGAAGAUUUUUUCCACCUGAUCGAAGCUUAGGCGUUUAUUUUGAGUGGUACGACUCAUUAACAGGUGUACCGUCCUGCCAAAGAACAGUUGCAUUUGAGAAAGCUUGCGUUUUAUUCAACUUAGGUGCUGUAUACACGCAAAUUGGUGCUAAACAAGAGCGCAAUAGCAGUAGAGGAUUAGAUUCCGCAGUAGAUAGCUUCCUAAGAGCAGCUGGUGUUUUCCGUUAUAUUUUGGAUACUUUCACGAAUGCUCCUUCCAUGGAUUUAAGGCCACAAGUGCUCGAUACUUUAGUCCAAAUGAUGCUGGCGCAAGCUCGUGAAUGCUUGUACGAGAAAUUAUCAUUGCAAUCCCGAUCACUUCUCAAUGGAGACCUCGAAAGGGAUUUGGCUGGUGAAGCUGGGCAAGUAGCGCGCGAUUAUGGUGAUCUACACGCUGCAGUUGCUGCUGAUGCAGUAGCAGAAUUCGUUCCUGCUUCUUGGACGGCGCUUAUUGGCGUAAAACGGGAGUAUUAUACGGCUUUAUCCCAUCAGCAUUCUGCGGCCUCGAUUCUAGGCCCAGAGUCUUCUUGUACUUCAAGUGUGCCUGAAGAUCGCGUUGCACUGGGAAUAGCACAUUUGAGGGAAGCUAUUGCAUGUCAUGAAGAGGCUCAGAGGUUGCAACGUAUGAGCAGGGAACUUAAAGGAAAAUCUGCAUUGACGAGAGUUUUAAGGAUGGCACAUAGUGAAGCAGCAUCUACUGCAGCUGCUGUAAAAGAAGAAACAGGAACUAUGGCUGAACUGGCUGAAAUGUUGGACGCUCCACCUUUGGAAGCCUCCAGCAAGUUUCAAUUAACGGUAACAGAGCCAGAUUUGGCUGCUCACAGGGUUGAAGAUCCUUUCCGAGCGUUGGGGCCGAUUGCUAUAUUUUCAGCAAGAAGACAUUGGACCGCUCCUAGAGUAGUACGUUUACAAAGACACAAAGAACCGAAAAACGAUGGUUAUGGAUUUGCUGUACGAGGUGAUGCGCCUGUAAUUGUAUCCCAUGUGGACGCCCAUUCCUUAGCAGAUCUUGGUGGUGUCAAAGAAGGUGAUUAUGUAGUCGGUAUUGGAAAUAAAGAUGUGAAGUGGUCUCCCCACCAAGAAGUAGUGCAAUUAAUACAAAAUGCUAACACAUCACUUACCUUAAGAUUAGUUACGCCAAUGGACAAAAAUUAUCUCAAGCCAUCAUCUUGUUCACCAAUGUCCAAUGGAAAUGGUUACAUGAAUGGCAAUGGUAAUAAAGGAUCAGUCUCGACGUAUUCUAGUAGUUCCGGAGUCUCCAGUGGAGGUCCUAGUCCACCAGGAACUCUGGCACAAGCUCAGACCAGACAAAGAAAAUUACCCUGGAAUCCUUUUCGCAGACAAAGUUCAACAUCAGCUAAUUCUACUCAUACAUUGAAAAAUAUAUAAAUUAGAGUUAGAUUAUAGUUGUUCUUAUAGUAUUCAUAAUAUUGGAAAGUAAAAUGGAAAU